AUGGGAAAGCGGCAAAAGCGAGAACAUGCCGGAUUAGAAGCUAGCUUUAUCGGGAGAAGCAAGUGCCUUAAGCUGCUACAAAUUAGCUUGAAAGACUUUCGGCGUCUCUGCAUUUUGAAAGGCAUUUACCCUCGUGAACCGCUUGGCCGCACUCCUGGAAACAAAAAGGGACAGUCGUACUACCAUAUCAAAGACGUCCGUGCUAUUGCUCAUGAACCGGUUUUAGAAAAAUUUCGCGACUUUCGAGCGUAUAUGAAGAAGGUCCGCCGGGCUGCUGGUCGAAACGAAAAAGACGAAGCGAUUCGAAAAAAUGCACUGGUUCCUACUUACACAAUUCACCAUCUCGUCAAAGAAAGAUACCCUCGCUUCUCAGAUGCUCUUUCUGAUCUGGAUGAUGCACUGACUCUUUCGUACUUAUUUGCUGCGUUGCCUGCCGAAAAGAACAUCAAAUCAAAAGUUGCCGGCAAGGCAAAAACACUGGUAGCUGCAUGGGGCGCCUAUUGCGCAACUACGGGAUCCAUCUCCAAGUCCUUUAUUUCUGUGAAAGGAGUAUAUUUGGAGGCGACUGUUCAGGGCUCUCAAAUCCGAUGGGUGGUCCCACAUUCUUUUACUCAAUACAUGCCAGAGGAUGUGGACUACCGUGUUAUGCAGACAUUUUUUGAGUUCUACGAAACCCUUCUGAAUUUUGUGUUGUUCAAAUUGUUUAAUGUUAUUGGAGUGCGGUAUCCCUUUCCCGUGAAGCAACUGGGUGACCAAGUUGUAGGCACUUUAGAAAGCAUGGCCCAGGAGCAGAUAAAGCACGCUAUUCCAGGAGGUUCAGUGGAUCUAGAUGAUGAUGCAAUCAUGAGAAAACGUAUGUUUGAAGGUCUUACAUUCUUCUUGUCUCGCGAGGUACCCCGAGGAUAUUUGGAGCUCAUCUGUCUAGCGUAUGGAGGCAAAGUAGGCUGGGAAGGUCAAGAUAGCCCUAUUUCUGUAAAGGAUUCGACUAUCACACACCACAUUAUCGAUCGCCCGAAACUUCCGGUCAGCUACGAGUCAUUGCCGAAAUCAAGGGAAUACGUGCAACCUCAAUGGAUCCUAGACAGCGCAAACUUUAUGUUUCUGUUGCCGAUUGGCAGAUACGCAGUUGGUGCUGAACUACCACCUCACCUGUCGCCCUGGGUUGACGAUGAGGAAGAAGGAUACAAGCCUGUGUAUGCCGAAGAAAUUGAACGUUUGAAGAACGGUGAACCAGCUCGCCCCGUCGAUGUAGAAACGGAGCCCGAGCUUGCGGAAGAAUCUCCCGAUUCCACUCCAGAGGAUAUACAAGCACCGGACGAAGAUGAAGAGGACGAAGGGGCGGAUCUAGAAUCAAAAAUGGAUAACGAGGAUGUACUUAAGCGGCAGCAAAAGAAGCGAAAGAAGGAAGAAGAUGAAGCCCAUGAACUUGCGAAGACGAUGAUGAGCAGAAAGGCCAGUCAUCUGUACAAUCGAAUGCAGCAUGGCAUCGCGCAGAAGCAGGCUAAAGUGGAUAUGCUUAGCCAGCGUCGUAAAGAUCUAGGACAAAGU
Phaeodactylum tricornutum CCAP 1055/1 is the source of this 1548-nucleotide messenger RNA. RefSeq lists its product with no specific name. NCBI's taxonomy places the organism in Eukaryota, Bacillariophyta, Bacillariophyceae, Surirellales, Neidiaceae. The record is from RefSeq and is a predicted model, not a curated record. The annotation marks the transcript as partial. The transcript has 3 exons. Gene Ontology annotation, molecular function: RNA binding. Gene Ontology annotation, biological process: ribosome biogenesis; maturation of LSU-rRNA from tricistronic rRNA transcript (SSU-rRNA, 5.8S rRNA, LSU-rRNA). Gene Ontology annotation, cellular component: nucleolus; PeBoW complex.